AUGUGUUUGCCACUCAUCUUAGUUCGGAAUAUGUUUGCUCGAAAUUUGAAACCAGAGCAGAUCUCGCUGGAUGUCCUGAAAGGGAAGAGCAAGCUUGAGUUUAUCGAAUUAAAUGAAGAAGUGCUAACAUAUGUUUUGGAGUUACCACCAUGGCUUAGGAUAAAGCGGGCGUACUGCAUUGGGGUAACAGUAAGCGUGCCUUGGACGAAACUCAAAAGUUGUCCUGUAGAGAUUGUGAGCUUUCUUUCUUGCUUUUUUCAUUUAUACUUUUUUAUCGACGAAAUUAAUGUCGAAGUGGUGCUAACUAACGAGUCACCUCAUAAGAAUCAAGAUCGUCCUGUGAGGUUGUUUAUCGACGAAAUUAAUGUCGAAGUGGUGCUAACUAGCGAGUCACCUCAUAAGAAUCAAGAUCGUCCUGUGAGGUUG
Molecule: messenger RNA, 426 nt
Organism: Strongylus vulgaris
Lineage: Eukaryota; Metazoa; Nematoda; Chromadorea; Rhabditida; Strongylidae
Source: the annotation of a GenBank genome assembly